Oryza sativa Japonica Group (Japanese rice) is the source of this 1511-nucleotide messenger RNA. RefSeq names its product fructose-bisphosphate aldolase 3, chloroplastic. Gene Ontology annotation, biological process: fructose 1,6-bisphosphate metabolic process; glycolytic process. The record is from RefSeq and is a predicted model, not a curated record. Gene Ontology annotation, molecular function: fructose-bisphosphate aldolase activity. Lineage: Eukaryota; Viridiplantae; Streptophyta; Magnoliopsida; Poales; Poaceae. Gene Ontology annotation, cellular component: cytosol.
AUUUGUCGCCGUCGCGGCGCGUCCCAAACUCCAAACACGCCGCAAAGCGAAGAAGCGAUCGCACGUUCGCACGCAGACGCAGCCGCGGCGGAUCAAUGGCGAUGCUGACGGCCAAGCUCACCUCCCCCCCCGCCGCCACCACCUGGCUCCCCGGCGGCGGCCGCCGAUCCGCGCCGCCCCGCCGUGCUACGGUGAUCCGCGCCGCCGCCGUCUCCUACGCCGACGAGCUCGUCUCCACCGCGAAAUCUGUUGCUUCCCCAGGGCGUGGUAUCCUGGCAAUUGAUGAGUCGAAUGCCACAUGCGGAAAGAGAUUAGCAUCCAUUGGUUUGGACAACACAGAAGUUAACCGCCAGGCUUACAGGCAGCUUUUACUGACCACUGCUGGUCUUGGUGAAUAUAUUUCUGGUGCUAUCCUUUUUGAGGAAACUCUUUAUCAGUCAACCACUGAUGGUAAGAAGUUUGUUGACUGCUUGAAGGAUCAGAAUAUCAUGCCCGGUAUCAAGGUCGACAAGGGCUUGGUUCCAUUGCCUGGGUCCAACAAUGAAUCUUGGUGCCAAGGCCUAGAUGGUUUGGCUUCAAGGUGUGCUGAGUACUACAAGCAGGGGGCACGCUUCGCUAAGUGGCGGACUGUUGUUAGCAUCCCUUGUGGUCCCUCAGCAUUAGCAGUCAAGGAAGCGGCAUGGGGACUUGCUCGAUAUGCUGCCAUUGCUCAGGACAAUGGCUUAGUGCCAAUUGUUGAGCCAGAGAUCCUUCUUGAUGGUGACCAUGCGAUCGAGAGAACUCUUGAAGUGGCAGAGAAAGUGUGGUCUGAGGUAUUCUUCUACCUGGCCCAAAACAAUGUUCUUUUUGAGGGUAUCCUGCUGAAACCCAGCAUGGUGACCCCUGGAGCUGAACACAAGCAGAAGGCCACUCCAGAAGCCAUUGCGAAGCACACCCUUACAAUGCUGAGGAGGAGAGUGCCGCCUGCUGUCCCUGGAAUCAUGUUCCUUUCUGGUGGGCAAUCUGAGGUGGAGGCAACCCUGAACCUGAACGCGAUGAACCAAGAACCAAACCCAUGGCAUGUGUCCUUCUCAUACGCCCGGGCUCUCCAGAACUCGGUGCUGAAGACAUGGCAGGGGCGCCCCGAGAACGUGGAGGCAGCGCAGAAGGCACUGCUGGUCCGUGCCAAGGCGAACUCGCUGGCUCAGCUCGGUCGCUACACCGGCGAGGGCGAGAGCGAUGAGGCCAAGAAGGGAAUGUUCCAGAAGGGCUACACUUACUGAUGCGGCAGAAGAGACUUCCGUGAUAUACAACAUGCCAUUUCGUGUCACUGUUUUUUGAACACCGGAGUGAAUAAUCACCAGAGUAUGUUUGGUGCCACCGAUUGUUGUUAGCUUCGUUAGCACGGGAGAAACCUUAGAGAGCUGUAUCUGACUCUGAAACACACUAUUUUGAUAGCACGCUUUUACUGUAAGCAUAUGCCUUUCGGCCAUGAGACUGUGAGAGAGAUGUUUCAUUUGUGUUGGGGUAAA